This is a messenger RNA of Akanthomyces muscarius, 1401 nucleotides long. RefSeq lists its product as uncharacterized. The transcript is spliced from 4 exons. Gene Ontology annotation, molecular function: zinc ion binding; DNA-binding transcription factor activity, RNA polymerase II-specific. NCBI's taxonomy places the organism in Eukaryota, Fungi, Ascomycota, Sordariomycetes, Hypocreales, Cordycipitaceae. The record is from RefSeq and is a predicted model, not a curated record. Bases 1 to 1401 code for a protein of 466 amino acids. Gene Ontology annotation, biological process: regulation of DNA-templated transcription.
AUGGCUCUGCCAGCUGUUCUGGGAAUCACGUCUAGUAGUGACUCGGCCGUCGCGUCGCCGCAGACAGCUACCUCUGGCACUGACACCCAGCAGGUGGGAAAGAAAGCAGAGGACAGGCCCCGUCAUCGCAAGACGCGGACAGGAUGCUUCAACUGCAAGCGAAGACGCAUCAAGUGUAAAGAAGAGCGACCAGCAUGUCGCAAUUGCGUCAAGUCUGGAUACACGUGCGAGUACCCGGCGCAAACUCGCCUGUACAUAUCGCCUGACCAGGUCCCGCGUUUCACUAUGUUGGAUAUGCACUUCUUUCAACACUUUCUUCUGCAGUGUCGUCCAGUUUAUCCUCUCGGCAACGAGCAGGUCUGGAAACAUGACGUUCUCUGUCUAUCCCACCAUCACAACUUCCUCCUCUAUGCUGUCCUCGGCUUUGCCGCUGCGGACCUGGAAGCGAAUGGCGGGACGAACUCAAGCCUUUCUGUGCCCGCCAUGACGUAUCGCUGCAAAGCCAUACACCUUUUCCGAAAAGCCAUUGCAUCUUUUCAGGAACCGGAAAUGACCACCAAAGCCACAGUACCAACGGAAAGUAAGCAUCCGAAACCGAGAAAGUCUGCCAAAAUUGCGGGAGACCCCAAACCGCAGACCGAUUCUCAGCACUACGGCCAGUCCAUCAUGUCAUUUGACCAAGGCAGCGCGCUGGUAGCAUCGUGUUACCUGCUCAUGGGGCAGUCUCAGUACCUAGGGGACGGUAUACAGGACUUUAUGACGCUUACAAGAGGCUCUGCGUCUUUGCGGGCAGAAAUGAUACGGCUUGGGUUCCCGCCGCUGUUUCAGAACCUUGAGCCCAAGGAUUCCAUCGAAACGAUGCGCAAGCACUUGCAAGAAAUACCGGCCCUAGACAAGCCGUGGAUUGACUCUGGGGAGACGUCGCUGGAGAUGCUCAAGUUUAUCUGCGCCGAUGGCUUGCAGUUGGCCUACCUCGCCAACCUCGAGACUAUUUUGCUGUACUGCAAAACAGACACGUUCAAAGUGUACACGAGCGUCAUGGGCCAUUUCAUCUGGUGGCAGAGCCUGCCUUUUCAGGAGUUUCAGCGCAUCAUUGACAUGACGGACCAGGUCAACAUUUUGCUGGCUACGCAUUGGGUCGCCUUGAUGAUGGCCAUGUCAUUCUUGCGGAAAGCGUCCAUGAAAAUUAACGAGGAAUCCAAGAAAAAGCCGGAAAUUCAGGAGAAAGGAAGGGGAGGCGCGAGCUCGCAGGCGAAGGAAAAGGGCAAGUGUACAGAGCCUUGGUACUACUGGCUCGUAUGCAUGAAUCGCUGGAUCAAGGACGACUACCGAAAGUUUAAUACUUGGCCGCAGUGGGUGCAAGAUAGACUGGAUGAAAAUGCCAUGUACUUUUCUUCUUAG